AUGUUUAUUGCGGAUGCGCUCAGUAGAGAUUAUCUUCAUAAUGAUAUUGGUAAUAAAAAUGUUAUCGAGGACGUGUAUCAUAAUAUACACGACAUAAAAACUGUUUGUCCGAUAAGUACUGAAACUUUAAAUAGAUUAACAGAGGCAAUAGAUGGUGAUCAUGAGUAUAGAAUGAUUGUAGAAUGUGUAAAUAAUAAUUGGCCCAACAGUAAUAGCAUACAGGGAGAGAUGUCUAGUUUCUACAAAAUAAGACAAAAUUUGACAGUUGUUAAUCGUGUGUUAUUCUUUAAUAAUAAAAUAGUCAUUCCACGAGCUAUGAGGGCAUAUGUUUUAAAUGUUUUACAUGAAGGUCAUUUUGGUAUUAAUAAAUGUAAAUCUAGAGCAAGGGAGUUAAUCUACUGGCCUAAAAUCAAUAAUGAUAUUGAAAAAAUUGUAAAUAAUUGUGAAUUAUGUGAUACAUUUAAAAGUAACAAUAGUAAAUUACCGAUGUUAAGUCAUGAUAUUCCGUGUAGGCCAUGGCAGAAAAGAGGCACAGACAUUUUAGAGUAUAAAUCAAAGUCAUAUCUAGUAGUAACUGAUUAUUUUUCAAAGUGGUUUGAGCUUAGAAAAAUUAAAGAUAAGUCUGCUAAACAGGUAAUAGAAACCUUUAUAAACAUUUUUUCUAUUCAUGGUUGCCCGGAUGAGAUUGUUUCGGACAACAUUCCAUUUAACAGUCAAGAAUUUAAACACUUUUGCACUGAAUGGAACAUUAAAUCAAUUUAUAGUAGUCCGCAUUAUCCUAAAAGCAAUGGACAGGCAGAAAAGACUGUCAGUACAUGUAAAAAAAUCUUAAAAAAAUCAGAGGAGAAAAAGAGCAAUUUAGAUAUAUUUCUGUUGAACUAUAGAAACACACCAAUAGAGGAUUUGGGGCUAUCACCGGCUCAAUUGUUGAUGUCUCGUAGAUUAAAAGAUAAGUUACCG
Molecule: messenger RNA, 960 nt
Organism: Daktulosphaira vitifoliae (grape phylloxera)
Lineage: Eukaryota; Metazoa; Arthropoda; Insecta; Hemiptera; Phylloxeridae
Exons: 1
Biological process (GO): DNA integration
Molecular function (GO): nucleic acid binding
Source: RefSeq, a predicted model, not a curated record